AUGGCAUCCACUACUCUUAACCACGAACUGAUCGCCUACCUCAAAGCCCACAGCAAAAUACCCAUCCCAUUGAGUCCUGAGUACUCAAAAAUGAUAUCCGGAAUGGACUUCUCUAUCUCCCAUGAUCCGGCAAUGCAAAAAUACCGCCUCGCCGUUCGCGCCAAACUCCAGGAUUUCAACACCCAAGUCAUCACUGAAGAAAGCACACUCACUGGACUCAAAGAACGGAACAUGGAAAUCGCAUCAAGUAUCCUGGGAGCAGUCGGCGAGAAGUGUAAUAUUGAACCCCCAUUCUACUGUUCAUGGGGCUGUAAUAUUAUUCUCGGCGACGGUGUUUAUAUGAAUCGAAAUGUAUCUAUUUUCGAUAAUGCGUCGGUUACGAUCGGAGAACGCACGUUAAUCGGCCCCAACGUUACGAUUUGUACGGACACGCAUGAGACUGAUACACGGAAACGGGUUGAGGGAAGCUCGUUUGCGAAACCAGUGAGAAUCGGCAAAGAAUGUUGGAUUGGGAUGGGUGCGUGUAUUCUGGCGGGAGUGACGAUUGGGGAUGGGGUUGUGGUUGCAGCAGGAGGGGUGGUGGUUAAGGAUAUUGGGAGUUUUGUUCUUGUCGCGAAGGUACCGGCGGAGGUUGUGAGGACUUUGGAUGGUAGGGAUAGGAGUUAG
Messenger RNA from Glarea lozoyensis ATCC 20868, 666 nucleotides. Its product is annotated as Trimeric LpxA-like enzyme. Lineage: Eukaryota; Fungi; Ascomycota; Leotiomycetes; Helotiales; Helotiaceae. The transcript has 3 exons. The record is from RefSeq and is a predicted model, not a curated record. Gene Ontology annotation, molecular function: acetyltransferase activity. The coding region runs from base 1 to 666 and encodes 221 amino acids.